AUGGUUUCAAGUCAACAAGUUAAUAAUGAAUUAAUUUCAAUUUUUAAAACUUUUAAUAAACAAGAAGAAUCAAAUUAUUUAGAUAAUUAUAGAUUAAAAAUUGAAACCCCAAAUAGUUACAUCAAACAAUUAGGAAAAGAAUUAAUUGCUGAUUACAACUAUAAAUACUUCCCCUCAUUACGUAAUAAAAGCGAAAAAAUAAUUUUAACAACAAAUAAUGACAAUUAUGUUAAUGACUAUUCAAUUUAUUUUGAUACACUGAAAAUGAGCUUAAUUCGUUUAGAACAGCUUUUUAUUCUCAACGAUUUACCACCAUUUUAUAUUUAUGAAUUUUUAAAACCUACAAAAAAUAAAUUUGGUCAAAAUAUAUCAAGUUGGAUUAAAAAUAUAACAGUGAUUGAUGUAAAGAAAAUUAAGCAAUUAAAAAUAUAUCUCGAUGAGUAUUUUCAGUUUAUAUUUGAUCGGCCGAAAAAUAUCUAUAAAAUUAAUAAAUUAGCAGUGCCAAUUGAUUUUUCAGACCAAAUUAAACUUGACGAGUUUGCAGAAUAUUUAAGUAGAAAUUCAAUUGUCGUUUUAGAUUUUUUUGAUGAAAAUCUUCGGUUAGUAAGUAGUGAAGAAGCAAAUAACAGUUUUAUUACUUGGUUUAAAGCAAUUUAUGAAACAAACAGCUAUGAAAUGCAAAAAAUUACAGAAUACAGAUCAAAUAUUGAAAAUCUUAUAAAAAGAAUAAAUGAAAUUCAUUCAAAAUAUAAAAAAAUAAAUUGUAACAUAAAUAAAUUAGGAAUAGAAGCAAAAAUCGCAAAGUUGGCGUUAAAAUUGAUUCCUGAUUAUUGUGAUAAUAACGUUAAUACUGAAAAUAAGCAAUGUUUAAUUGAUUUAGAACAAUUAAUUAUCUGA
Molecule: messenger RNA, 897 nt
Organism: Rhizophagus irregularis DAOM 181602=DAOM 197198
Lineage: Eukaryota; Fungi; Glomeromycota; Glomeromycetes; Glomerales; Glomeraceae
Source: RefSeq, a predicted model, not a curated record